AUGGCACGAUCAUUGUCUCAAACUUCUUCUUCCUCCGAUAUUUCAUCAAGUUCUUGGAAAGCUAGAGCAUUGAAGAGAGCAGAGGAAAGAGCUAAAGAGGCUGGUGUUUCUGUAGAUGCUGUUUUGAAAGAACAUUGGGGAGAUUCAUCAAAGAAUGUUGCUACUGAAUAUGAUAAAAAGACCAUUGAAAAGAUGGCACAAAGAGAAUCACAUCGAAACAAACACUUUGCACUGGAUGGAAAUAUGAGAAAACCAGAAUUUGAUCUUGCUCCUAAUACAAAGAUUUAUGAAAAGUAUAGAAAUGAAUCUAGGAGUGAAUCAUCCAGUGUCAAUAUUUCAAGAUUUGGAAAUACUAAUGAACAAACCUUUAUGAAAUAUGCACUCAUGUCCAAUGAAGAAUUGAAUAGUCUUGCCCAAAGAGCACUCGAUGCUGAAGAUAGAAAAGACAUGAAAUUGUACAGAGAAUUGAGUGAUCAAUUGAAGGAAAUUAGACAAUGCAAAGAAACUUACAAAAAGCAUGGCUCUGCAGCUGCACAAUUGCCUUCAUUUGAUUCACAGGGAAGGAGAAUUGAUGGAGGAGCACAAGGAAGAAAAUACAUUAAUAAUAGAGACGAUUCAUCUCUUCAAGACAUUUAUUUGGAAGCUAAGGAACAUUCAGUUCAAGAUUUUGAUAGAAAUCUUGCAAAUAAUAUUGCAAAAGAUUCAUUGUACAGAUCAUCCAAUAGAAAUGCCUCUGAAUAUGAUGAUCAAUACUCUGAUUUCUUUAAGGGUAAUGGAUCAGAAUCAUUCGAGGUUGGUGACGAUAGAAGAUCAAAGAAGAAACAAAAAACUUUGGAAGAAAAACAAAAAGCAUUCCUUCAAAAGAACAAAAUGUUCGAAUUGAAAAAGCUAAAUAAUGUGGAAAAUUGUGCAUUCUGUGUGGAAAAUAAGAGAUUCAAGAAUCAUCUGGUUAUUGCUACUGGCAGCAAGGCAUACCUUACAAUCUCUCCUUUUGGGUGCCUUACUGAAGGUCACUGCUGUAUAGUACCAAUUCAACAUACGAUUUCCAUAAGAGAAACUGAUGAGGAUGUUUAUGAUGAAAUUAUGAAAUUCAAACUGGCUCUCAAGAAGCUAUUUGUUGAGCAGGGAAGAGAUAUUAUUUUUAUAGAGACUGUAACUCAAUAUUCAAUGAAACACGAGAAGCAUGCCUUCAUUGAGUGCAUACCUGUGAGUGAGCAACAGAUGGAAGUUGCUCCAUCCUACUUUAAGAAUGCAAUUUUAGAACUAGGUAAUACUGCUUAUAAUUUGAGUGCCAGUGAAUGGAGUGACAAUAAGAGAUUUAUUGAAACAAAAGGAAAGGGAAUUCACAGAUCCAUACCUAAAGGUUUCCCUUACUUCCAUGUAGAAUUUGGAGUGAAUGGUGGUUUUGCCCAUCCAAUUUCUGAUGAAGAUUUCAGUUUUGUGUUUGGAAAGGAAGUACUUUGUGGAAUUAUGAAAAAGACACCAAACGAAGCCAAAUUGAGAGCACCAAGAUUUGAGGAAGAAAAGCAAAAUGCACAAAAAUUCUCUCAACAAUACUCAAAAUAUGAUUUCCUUAAACAACAACAAUAA
Messenger RNA from Naegleria gruberi, 1590 nucleotides. RefSeq lists its product as uncharacterized. Lineage: Eukaryota; Heterolobosea; Eutetramitea; Acrasida; Naegleriidae. Gene Ontology annotation, cellular component: post-mRNA release spliceosomal complex. The transcript has a single exon. The record is from RefSeq and is a predicted model, not a curated record. Gene Ontology annotation, biological process: mRNA splicing, via spliceosome. The coding region runs from base 1 to 1590 and encodes 529 amino acids.